GCAUUAGUCUUUAUCCUGCUGUACAUACAAAUAAAGUGGUAUUUGAAAUAGCACAGCUGAUUAUUUUUGAAACUAUAUGCGAUAAGUAAUACUUUCUUUUAAGUUGCAGAUAGGACUGACUUAGCUAGAAAAUGCACUCCCGCCCUUUUUUUGUAUUUCUUUUCUUUUUAUUAUCACUAGUCUUCAUCGUCAUUUCAUACUCAUAUUGCAUGUACACAUUCUUUUAUGUACAUGGUUAUCAAGUGAGUAGCAUUAACUGCUCGUAUUAAUGAAUUACAAGAAAAAGUAAAUGCAUUUGAUGAAAGGUAAGAAUAUAAUUAAAAACGAAGCUUUAUUUUUUUUCAUUAUCUAAUUAGAUAUGCGGCACAAAAUGAUGAAAUAGCUCGUCUUCAAUUAGGAAACGGUGUUUUACUAGAAAAAAUUAUUAAUGAAAAACGAAAAGUAUCAAUUCUUGAAGAUCUUGAAAGUCAAAUGCAAGGAUUAAUUGAUGAUAAAGCUCAUUGA
Messenger RNA from Rotaria sp. Silwood2, 504 nucleotides. NCBI's taxonomy places the organism in Eukaryota, Metazoa, Rotifera, Eurotatoria, Philodinida, Philodinidae. The record is from the annotation of a GenBank genome assembly.